AUGGUACGUAUAACUGAUAGUGGACAUUUACGACGGCGUAUCUACAAAGGUACGAUGUCCUGCAGGAAUCAGCGUAAUGAUGAAAAAAAUCAAGAAUUUCAGGUAAAGGUUGGAGUCCAUCAAGGAUCGGCACUCAGCCCGCUACUUUUCAAUCUCGUGAUGAACUAUCUGACGGCUCAAAUCCAGCAACUUGCUCCCUGGAGCAUUUCGUACGCAGAUGACGUCGUCCUCAUUGAUGAAAAUCUGCUCACCUUGCAAGCGACCUUGGAAAAGUGGAGGUCAUCAUUGGAAAACGCAGGCCUUAAGAUCUGUAGAAAGAAAACCGAGCACUUCUCCAACUCAACCGCAACUACCUGUACAACAAACCUCCAAGGCUCCACCCUAAGAACAGCAGAACACUUCAAAUACCUCGGUAGCGGUAUAGACGCCAAUAUCACACACCAUAUAAACACGGGUUGGCAAAAAUGGAGAGUUCUGACAGGCGUGCUUUGCGAUACACGAGUGCCAAUUCGCGUUAAGGGCAAAGUUUAUAAAACGGCAGUAAGACCCGUUAUGACCUACGGCGUAGAGUGCUGGCCUGUUAAGAAACAGCAGGCUAAUAAAAUGCAUGUUGCGGAUAUGAGGGUGCUCAAGUGGUCUGCAGGCGUUACAAUGCUAGACAAAGUGCAAAACCAAUACAUCCCAAAUAGCUUCAAAAUCCAAUCCAAGACCAAUACAACACAAGCUCAUGGAGUCAUGCCUUCGUUGGUACGGCCACGUCAUGAGAAAACCUGA
Messenger RNA from Parnassius mnemosyne (clouded apollo), 774 nucleotides. NCBI's taxonomy places the organism in Eukaryota, Metazoa, Arthropoda, Insecta, Lepidoptera, Papilionidae. The record is from the annotation of a GenBank genome assembly.